This is a messenger RNA of Striga asiatica, 1683 nucleotides long. Lineage: Eukaryota; Viridiplantae; Streptophyta; Magnoliopsida; Lamiales; Orobanchaceae. The record is from the annotation of a GenBank genome assembly.
AAAUGUAAUUGUUAAUGACAAUAGGUAUGAAAAAGUGACGAUCUUUUUACCCAACACCUUUGUCCCCACCACUAACACUCCCCUCAAAAAUCAUCACUUUGUCAUCAUCAAAGAAAGGCCACUCGAAUUCCACUCAGGAAAAAAGAACAGGAAAAACAAAACAAAAAUCACGCUUUAUUUCUCUAUAAAAACCUUCAAAUCCCUAAUUCUGGUAACUAAUAUGGCGGCCAACCAGCCAGAAGGCUACGCUUCCGAUGACUUCCUCGAGCAAAUCCUUGCGAUCCCUUCGUAUGGCGGGCUCGCAGGAGCCGACGCCGCUAACUCCUCGGAGACUUCGUCACUAAGUGAUGCUGUCUCCCAGCUAGGUCCAUCUCCGGCCGCCGGCCUCCACCAUCCGCCGGCGAUGUUUCCUCUGAGCCUUAGCCUUGAUAACGGUCGAGACGCUGUAAAUGAACACGGAACCUUUGCAGUGAAGCCAGAAAGGGAAGCAGCUAAUAAUAGUAUAGGGAGCUUGUAUCCAGUGUUUGAUCAUUUACAGUCUCAUGCAUUUCGCCACCCUGCGCCUCAAGUUCAACAGGCCUUUCAAGGUAUGCCAACUGCAAGCACGGCUGUCACUGUGCCACAUCCACCAGUCAUCAGGCCUAGGGUUCGGGCAAGAAGAGGCCAAGCAACAGAUCCCCAUAGUAUCGCUGAGCGGUUGCGUAGAGAAAGGAUAUCAGAGAGGAUCAAGGCCCUGCAAGAACUUGUUCCCAGCUGCAACAAGACUGAUAGGGCUGCUAUGCUUGAUGAGAUACUGGACUAUGUGAAGUUCUUGAGGCUUCAAGUCAAGGUUUUGAGUAUGAGUCGACUUGGUGGUGCUGGUGCAGUGGCUCAACUUGUUGCCGAUAUACCCUUUCAGCCCAUUGAGGACGAUUCCAGUGAAAACCAGCACGUGUGGGAAAAGUGGUCGAACGAGGAAACAGAGAGUGAGGUGGCUAAACUCAUGGAAGAGGAUGUGGGGGCCGCAAUGCAAUUCCUUCAGUCGAAAUCACUCUGCAUCAUGCCUAUUUCACUUGCAGCCCUCAUCUAUCCCAUUAACCAAACGGAUGACUCGAGUCUCAUCAAACCUGAGCCCCCAGCCCCUCUGUAAAUAAGAAAGUCACGUCUUAAUUGCAAUGCCCCUAUAAAAAACUCAUUUAGAUCCAACAUGCGUAUUUAAAUGUAUCUACAUAAUCUCCCUUUUGUGCUCUUUCGCAUGGCAAUGCCAGAGCUUUUUCUUUCUCCUUUGGUGACUGGUCGUGAAAUGGAUGGAGGCACUUUUAUGAAGUCGGGUGUUUAUUGAUUUGGAGACUUUUGUUUCGGCUGGUGGUUCGCUCGUCGUUUUCCGGUUGGUGGGUUGGUGAAGGGAAGUGUGGCUGUUUGGGGACUUUCUGGCCUUUUGGUUUUUGGUACACGAGGAUAAUAGCAUGAGGGUCAUAUUUGACCGUUGUGUUAUUAUGAUUGUCUCUGAAGUUCCUGGAAUCUGAUGUGCUCUCAGAGUACCGCAAAACUCGAAGAAUUUCACUUGGCGUAAUAUAUUCUUUCCUUUGUCUUCUCCCCUUCAGAUAUUUUAUUUUUUCGUUUCAAUUAUUGUUUUUCCUCGUAUUUGUUAAGAAGAGUGUGACAAUCUGAACAGAAGACCUACCGUAACUGGAACAUGAUAUA